CUGGCUCUGUAGCUGCGCGAGCUGCUGCGGCUUGGGGUCCUAAGGACUGAGCCAGGGCCGGGAGCCGCCCGGGGCAAAGCUCCGGAGAGCGGACACAGGCCCCACCAUGAGGCCCCAGCCCCUCGGGAGCCCGCGCGCCCCCCUGGCCCCGGGCGCACCGUGCUAGCCCUGCCAGGUGUGGGGACGCGCGGUAGCCAUGGCCAGCCACGUGGACCUGCUGACCGAGCUGCAGCUGCUGGAGAAGGUGCCCACGCUGGAGCGGCUGCGCGCCGCGCAGAAGCGUCGGGCGCAGCAGCUGAAGAAGUGGGCGCAGUAUGAGCAGGACCUGCAGCACCGCAAGCGCAAACACGAGCGGAAGCGCAGCGCUGGAGGCCGCCGCAAAAAGGUGUCCUUCGAGGCCAGCGUGGCCCUGCUGGAGGCUUCGCUGCGCAACGACGCCGAGGAGGUGCGCUACUUCCUGAAGAACAAGGUCAGCCCUGAUUUGUGCAAUGAGGAUGGACUCACAGCCCUGCACCAGAACAGCCAGCGGGACUGGAGUGCAUGUGAAUCCUCUUCCCCUGGCCCAGGAGUGUGCAUCGGCUCCUGCCUUCCUGGUCUGCAAACCGAGAGUGACGUGAUUAAUGACCGAGGAAGCACUCUCUGGUGUGUGUAUGUGGAAGAGGAAGGCAGCCAGAGCAGCCUCAGUCACCCUCCGUGGCCCUCACCCUUAUCCUCUGUCUGCAGUGGGGCUGACCUGCUUGCUGUGAACUCUGAUGGGAACAUGCCAUAUGACCUCUGCGAGGAUGAGCCCACCCUGGAUGUCAUCGAGACCUGCAUGGCGUACCAGGGCAUCACCCAAGAGAAAAUCAAUGAGAUGCGGGCUGCUCCUGAGCAGCAGAUGAUCACGGACAUCCACUGCAUGAUUGCGGCAGGCCAGGAUCUUGACUGGAUAGACGCCCAGGGGGCCACGCUGCUGCACAUAGCUGGAGCCAAUGGAUACCUGCGGGCAGCUGAGCUCCUUCUGGACCAUGGAGUGCGUGUGGAUGUGAAGGACUGGGAUGGCUGGGAGCCCCUGCAUGCUGCUGCCUUCUGGGGACAGAUGCAGAUGGCAGAGCUGUUGGUGUCCCAUGGGGCUAGUCUCAGUGCAAGGACUUCUAUGGAUGAGAUGCCAAUAGACCUGUGUGAAGAGGAGGAGUUCAAGGUCCUACUGUUGGAGCUCAAACACAAGCAUGAUGUGAUCAUGAAGUCACAGCUGAGGCACAAGUCAUCCCUGAGCCGGAGGACAUCCAGUGCGGGCAGCCGUGGGAAGGUGGUACGUCGAGCCAGCCUGUCGGACAGGACCAACCUGUACAGGAAGGAGUAUGAGGGAGAGGCCAUUCUGUGGCAGCAGCGAAGUGCAGCCGAGGACCAGCGCACUGCGACCUACAACGGGGACAUCAGGGAGACCAGGACAGACCAAGAGAAUAAAGAUCCAAACCCCCGACUGGAGAAGCCCGUGCUGCUCUCAGAGUUUUCUACCAAGAUCUCUCGGGGUGAACUGGAUGGGCCCAUUGAGAAUGGCCUCCGGGCUCCCGUCAGCGCCUACCAGUAUGCACUGUCCAAUGGGGAUGUCUGGAAGGUGCACGAGGUGCCUGACUACAGCAUGGCCUACAGCAGCCCUGUCAUGGCUGAUGCCACCCCACCAUGGAGCGGCUUUAAGGAGCAGAGCCCCCAGACGCUUCUGGAGCUGAAACGGCAGCGGGCAGCAGCCAAGCUGCUCAGCCACCCCUUCCUGAGCACCCACCUGGGCAGCAGCAUGGCCAGGUCAGGGGAGAGCAGCAGUGAAGGCAAGGCACCCUUGAUUGGAGGCAGAACUUCGCCCUACAGCAGCAAUGGCACCUCCGUGUAUUACACGGUCACCAGUGGGGAUCCCCCACUCUUAAAGUUCAAGGCCCCCAUAGAGGAGAUGGAGGAGAAGGUCCAUGGCUGCUGCCGCAUCUCCUAGUCUCCUCACAUAGAGGAGAGAGAUGCCUCAGGGAGGGGUCCCUGGAAUCUGGGCCAGUCCAAUAGCUCUGGCUGGGGAGGCAUCCGAGGGCAGCUGGGGAGAGGUGGCCUCUGCUUUCCAGAGGAACGCUGACCUCACCUCGCACCCAGCUGCCCACAGCAGCCCCACUCCCCUUGGUUCUGCUUCCUGCUGCAUUGUCUGCCAUCAGAAACCUAGUGGCCCGCACUCAUUCUGCUGUUCGAUUUGGGGAGGGCAGGCUUAGGAUUCCAGUUCUAUUCUGGUAAAGGCUUCUCGGGACCAGUCUCUCUUUCUCUCUCUCUCAUUGCACACAUGUAGGGAUGAUACACCUGGGCUCAUGGGAAGCAGUUAGGACUAAAAUGUGUGGGCUGUUUCCAAAGGGAUUGAGGUAAAAUCUCAGCACCACUGCCAUGUGGCUCCAACAGGGGAGGGCCUGGCCCAGUUGAGACCUACGUACCUUCUUAGGGUCAUUCCAGGCCUUGAAGCACCAUCCACACCUAGCAAAGACAGGCAAUCCUCUCUGUUUUUGUAAGAGCCAGCAAUCUGUGUGAGUUAGAUGUGACAUGCACAGGCCCUGCAGCUCUGCUGAGUUAUGCUUUCCCAUCUCACAUCAGGAGGCAGGAGCUGUACAAACCACUCAGGGGCUAGAAAACAUAGAGGUAAGAAAGGGGUGCAGCAAAGAACUGUCUUUCCAAAAUUUCAUUUGGUAAAACCAUUCUUUUAGCUUGUAAAGUCCAAGUGGGAGGAAACUAAAUUUGCCUUCUCUGAUGGUGUCUCAUCAGGUUCCACUGGGGGGAAAAAAAAAGUCCAGUGAAGAGCUUCUGCUGGAGGCCUUUUCCCAGGAGAGGAGGGAGUUCACUUUUGAGAACAGCUCUGGUUAGCAGUGACACAGCCCAAUGUCCUGGCCAGUCUUGACAAGAUGCAGGCUGUUUUAGUCCAGCCUGUCUCAGCCAGCCUUCCUCAGACUGAGCCAUCCUGGUGAGCAGCUGGGGCCACCGGUGCCCCACCCCUCUCACCUCCCCCAUGUCUUGUCAGUUGUGUGCAGAGUGAAUGCUCAGAAUCCCUAGCUCAGCUCUGCCUUUCCUGAAAUACUUGUGGAGACAAGCUUGCCAGUUGGCCCCCAUGAGUUCCUGUCUGGCCCCAGGGCUCCCAGCCUGCUUCUGCUGGGGUUAUGACACCUCAAGGCUACAAACCCAGAGUGCCCAUACCCAGCACCCUAUACUGAAUCGAGGAGAUCAGUGGCAGGACUGGAAGUAGUUAUCACCACAGCCCUCCAUGUCUGUAGCCUCCCCAGUCUCCCUAAUGCUGGGGAAGGUGGGCUCCUUCCUCCUCAUGGUUAUAUUAUAUCAUGCGUUCCUUUGAAAUUGUCCGUGCAGUGGGCACUGUCCACAGGCUCAGCCAAGAUCUUCAGUGUAACUAUAAGCUGCAGGUUUGUUCCCUGCUCUGUGCGCCUUUAAUUUGUUCUAAAACUACCUCCUUAGAGUUCUGAAGGGCCCCUUUGGUCCAGAUUCUGAGGUGGGGAACAGAUCUGGGUGCCCUUUAACCUGUAUCUUUCUGAGCCUAUGAGAAAUUUGCCCUGAAUGGCACCUAGACUAGGGCAGGCUGAGUUAGAGCAGUCCCACUUGUGCCACAGCCAUAGUAAUAGGGUCUGCUGUUUGUCAGCCUUGGUCCCUCACUGUGGCCUUCUGUGUCCCCCAUAUUCCAGCAGGACUUCAAUGGGCCUGGCUGAUGCUUUAGCAGGAGUAGGGCAGCUGGGCCAAAGGAUACCCAUGGUGGAUGCUAAGGUUACAGAAGGUCUCCCAGCACCAGGCCAUGCUCACCCCAAGUCCAGGGUAGGUACAGUGGAGAGACAGCUCAGGAGACUGAAGACAGGUGUACAUGCUAUCUGCUACAUCCCUGAGGGUGGAGUGGGUGCUCCAUCAUCUCACGGGUGAAGCAUCAGAUGCUCCAAAACACACAUAGGUUUAAAAAGUCUUCAGUCCUGACUGGUGCUGAAAUGCCCCUGGAACUGACUUUGGCUACAAGGCGGAAAGUGCCAGGGGCAGUCACAUAUUCUCAAGAGACAGUGGACCCUGAGUCAAAGGACCAGAAACAUGGCAGGCCUCCAGGCCACGCCUCCCUUCCCUCUUCUUGGCUCCAGGCCUUUACUCUCCACCUAGAGAGUUGGGAGUCUCAGCUGAUCUCCUCCCUUACCCUGGAAGUGGCCUCUGACAGAGGUGACUUCCAGGCUUUUUUAGCUCAUGUUUUCUAUUAGGUAUAAAUGUUCCCUGGUAGGGUUUCAGGGCCCUUGGGGAGCCUUCCCUGGGUACUGAAGGAUAAGUUGGGGAACCUCCAAUGAAUGAGCCAGAAUCGUCUGUUUAUUUACUGAUAACUUACUGAGUAGCUGUGACAAACCAAGCACUAUGCUAGGUUCUACAGAUAGAGGAGCCAGUGAGGACUGCUUUUUCCAGUUUUCAUCUCUUGAGGACCAUGGGCAGCAGCAGCCCUGCCUAGUUCACCUGAGCAGAGCACUUUUUCAGUUUGUGGAACCCUUAAAGUAUGAAACCCUUUAUCUUGGAAACACUUCCAUGACCACCCAAGGAUAACAUUUUCCAUGAAAUGCAGAUGCUUAAUCUUGGGUUCCAGGCAAACACCAUCCCAGGUCCCUCUGGAACCUUCAGAGAUAGGGCAGUAUCUUUGGGGGACAGUACAAUAGCAGUCUGUGGUCAGUGUGUAGAAGAACAAGAAGUUUGUUAGCCAUUUGUUGCCAAAUGCAUCUUUAGUUCUUAAAAUUGUUGUAUUUUGCUCAUUUAAGACACACUCCUCCCCCCAAUGGACUCCACAUGCAUCAGGGGAACCUCUGGGAGAGAGCAGCUACUCUUUCUAACAGUAAGCCUUUCCCUAUAAACCAACCUCUCUCUGGUAGGUGUGGAUCAAGGAGCUGGGAGAAGCCUGGGAAGGUCGACCAGAUGCCCAGCUCCUGCUGCAGCCUAGCCUGGUGGCAAUUCCCAGUAGAUUGAUGGAGGCCACUUCUGAAGCAGAGGCCAUAAUGCUCAGUGUGGAAUCUGGUCUUGUUCCCAUCUUAUGCCUCAAACAAUUGGAAAUUGGUGGCUGUCAUCAGAUUGUGAGUUUCUGGCCAGUAGCUCAAAAAAUCUAAAUGAACUCUGCCGAGGUCAACCGAAAAUUUCAGAAUAUAAUUCUCCAUUAGAGAUGCAACAUCAAUAAAGUUGCGCUGUUUGAUCGAUUUCAAUGGAUCUACUUCCAAGAGGCUUUGACAAGUUAAUCAGAGUGUGGCCCCCAUCUUGGUCCACCAGUCUGCUAGCUUUGUAAUAACAGGACACUGCUGGAUCUUGAUGUCAGACACAUCACAAUAGAAUGAUCCUGAGCUUUCUCUCCCAGUUGCUCUCCCAGAGCAAACCAUGAGGAUACUUUGCAGGAAGGGGCUCCUUACAAGAUGCCCAGAAGCACUGUAUGCAAUCCCUGUUAUUUGUAGCUUUCCCUCCCCCAGCAGAGACAAGCAAAGGAUCACAUGGUCAGUAGAUAGCUCUGCAGAAGUAUCUCCCUUUGCUAGAAGCUAUAGGCCUCUCCUCUCCAGAAGUCUCUUUUUGGUCAAAGGGGUUCUUCCCAUGGGCAUCGCAAGUGCCACCAUGCGGGGCCUGGCUCUGCACACCUAGGAGAGUCUGCAGACCCCCAGCCUCCCGCAAUAAUUCACCAGACCAGAAGCCACUGAUGUACAGAGAACACUUCAGAAAAAUGUAUUUUAUGUGAAAAAAAAAGUUAAAACUCUGUAUACUGUAUCAGCAGCUUUGUGUAAAAAUGGCAAUCAAGAGAGUCUAAUAUAUUUAAAACUUUUUUUAAAAAAAAUCCUCAUGGAUCUUUGAUAUUGUAUUGAGGUAACUUCCAGGUAGCCCCUUGCCAUGCGGCAGCGGUGGGCCUCAUGUCCAAGAUAGGCUUUGGCCACGUCCCAAAGGGGCACAUGCCCCUGGAGUCGCUUCCAGCUGCCAAGGCCUGUGAUGGAAUUCGCUGUUAAGA
Octodon degus (degu) is the source of this 5992-nucleotide messenger RNA. RefSeq names its product protein phosphatase 1 regulatory subunit 16B (gene Ppp1r16b). The transcript is spliced from 11 exons. The record is from RefSeq and is a predicted model, not a curated record. The coding region runs from base 197 to 1963 and encodes 588 amino acids. Gene Ontology annotation, cellular component: cytoplasm. NCBI's taxonomy places the organism in Eukaryota, Metazoa, Chordata, Mammalia, Rodentia, Octodontidae. Gene Ontology annotation, molecular function: protein binding; enzyme inhibitor activity; phosphatase regulator activity. Gene Ontology annotation, biological process: establishment of endothelial barrier; regulation of sprouting angiogenesis.